Messenger RNA from Cyprinus carpio (common carp), 6533 nucleotides. Its product is annotated as serine/threonine-protein phosphatase 2A regulatory subunit B'' subunit alpha-like. Gene Ontology annotation, biological process: protein dephosphorylation. Gene Ontology annotation, molecular function: protein phosphatase regulator activity; calcium ion binding. The record is from RefSeq and is a predicted model, not a curated record. NCBI's taxonomy places the organism in Eukaryota, Metazoa, Chordata, Actinopteri, Cypriniformes, Cyprinidae. Gene Ontology annotation, cellular component: protein phosphatase type 2A complex.
ACUGCCCUGUCCGCGGUGUAGCUCUGCUCAUUCUGCACUGGCUGCUGUCAGCACGCAGAGUCUGAACGGCGAGGCGUAACACUGUUACUCCACAAAACCGUGUGUUGACACGCUAGUCAUGAAACUGUCGAUUUGGAUAUCAGACUGUCCUAAAAGCCCAGAUGACAAGCCUUAACACAGAGCGAAACGGUAGGAGUAUGAAUCUUCUCUGGACUGCAAAGCUGUUCUGGGCUAGAGCUGGACUCAAAUAAACAGGUGGCUUUCACAUUGGAUUCUUAAACAUCUGAUUAUUGCUGGUAAAGCAAGAUAAAGACAGAGGGUUGAACAUCUGCUGAACACAUCAGCGGAAGGCUGUCACCAGGUGGGCUGUAUGCUGUGGCUUUGGAGACGGAGACGGAGCCAGAGGACUUCUUUUUGCCCACAGGCCUAGGCUGUCCAAAGGGGGGAUGAUCUGGAGCGCUCCACAUAGGCCUAUCAUUAGGCCAUUGGGGCCCAUGCUAAGGAAUGGAUAGUUUUGCUGCUAAAUGUUACAGUGCAGCUUCCCUUUAACUAUGGGGUACCGGUGAAGGAUUGAUAUGGAAUUCCUUUUUUUCCUUGGAAUCAUCUAAAGCAGCAGUUGAGGCUAAGCAAAGCAACUUUUAUUUGCCUUUUAGGAUUUAUAUAAUUUGACAGUUUAAUAUAAAUGUGUCUACAUAGCAUUUAUUGUUUUUAGGUGACUACCGUUAUAUUACAAAGCAGACCUUUGGAUUUAUGUACAAACAAAAACCAUGGCGGCUACCUAUCGCAUUGUGGUCAGCAGUAUUAACUGUUAUAACAGCGUUGUGAUUGACCGUCGUGUCCAGCACACUGUACACUACUGUAAUGGGCCCUGUGGUGCACUAAAACAUGGACUGAACUGCACAGUGGCUCACCGCAGCACUUGUGCAGAACUUGUUGAUACCCCCAUAUCUAGAACCUGCUCUGACCGGCCCAUCAGCAUUCAUGAGUCCAAAACGAUGGAGAAUGGCAACACCGGACCUGGUGCUUUCUGUGAUGACUACCACCAGGUCAUCCCCAGAGUUAAGAAAGGAUCUGCCAUCCAAAGCUCAGCAAGCCUCAAGGAUAUUACAGGGGAAGCUAUCAACCUGGCCAGUGGAAAAAUCAAAGAGUUUUCAUUUGAGAAAAUCAAAUACUCUUCCAGCCACGUGACUUUCAGAAAGGGCCGUAAGGUUCGGCCGGACUCCUUCAGCAGGAGGUCCACUGAUCUGGACAUAAUCUAUGGCCAGUUCACAGGCAACGAUGAGAAUUGUCCUCCAUUCGGCCUGUUUCAGAAGUCUGUACUCGAAGAGCAUAAACUAAGUCGCAGUGCAUCCUUAGAGCAGAACCUAAACAAUGUGGCCACGCUCUAUCUAAACAGCCUUACCGAGGAGAACCUAAUUACCCGUAUACUGGAGAAAACCAAGGCAGACAGCAGUGCCUCAGGAGAAGACAUUAAAGCCUGUCUGGACAUUCUCCUCAAGUGCUCGGAAGAUCUGAAGAAGUGCACAGACAUCAUCAAACAGUGUAUCAAAAGGAAGUCGAUGGACGGAAGCAGCGACGACUCCGGGAACCCUGAAGUCAUUUAUAAAAAUGUGAUGGCUCGCCUCUCCAACUAUCUGAAGAGGCUUCCUCUUGAACUGGAACAGGGGCAAAGUGUGAGGCAGGAGCACAGCGAGCUUGCUGAACUAGUCAACAGCAUACACGGGCUGCAACAAAUCCCUUUCUCCCCCAUCUUUGGCAAUGAGCAACCUCCACGCUACGAAGACGUUGUUCAGUCUCCUCCGCACACAAAGCCUCGAGCUAAACCCUCCCAGCCAGAACCUCCAGAAGGCUCUAGGGAUCUUGCAAGCAGUGUGAAACCCAUUCAGAGCCCAGCUGGUUUGUCAGCACGUACACCUCCAUCAACUAAUGGGUUCCCACAUGGCAACUUGCCUUCAGCCUCCAGUAGCGGUUCAAUGCCUUAUAUCUGCCACCACACAGUCUCAACCAGCCGACCGGACACAUUUUCUUCCACAAACUCUCUCUUGUCUAGUAGUAGCGAAAGCCUCUGUAAGGAUGCCAUGGAAGCUCUGUAUAUCGAGGAGGAGGAUUCGGAUGUGGGAAGGAUGCCAGACAGGGCAGUUAAAGGGGAUGGGAAGCACAGCUGUAGUAUUUCGGAGUCCAGACCAUUCUCCAAAAGACCCACUGGCUACUCUGAACCUAGUAGUGGUGUUUCAGAAAAACUUCAUGAACUUAGCAGAAAUGGAACUGUGUACAAGCCUAAAAAUGACUUGACGGUCAACAAGAUGUUCUUGCCAAAAAGCACAGAUUCCAGACUCUUCUCUAGGUCAACCUCGCACAUUAAUAAAGGGGGAGCCGAUGACAUUGAUAAACUGCUGAUGGACCUGGAGUGUCUUUCUCAGAACAUGCAAAAGGAACCUCCACUGCCCCCUAAACUUAAAAACUGUGCCCAGCAGACAGGCUCCCCCCAGCAUUUGAUUGGUAGCUCUGCUAAUGAUCUACCAGUGGCGGGUGUGUCUGGACCCUUGGUGACCAAGCCCUCUGAAAAAGCAGUUGAGGCCACCGAAGAGGAUGAUGGAGCUCUGCUGCUCAGGAUUCUUGAGAGCAUUGAGAGCUUUGCUCAGGAGUUGGUGGAGAGUGGAGCUGGGAGAGGAACACAGUCUAAGGAGCGAGAGGUCAUGCGUCUUCUCCAGGACACACUGGCCAGCACCAAAGCAGAGGUAGCUCCACUCCCACUGCCUGUACCUCCGUCUGAGACUACAUCUACACCAACACAAACUCCUAAAUGCAUACCUGCACCAACACCCUCAAGUGCACCUGCUGCCAUACAAACCCCUGCUUCUACUGUAAGGGACACAGGCUCAACACUUCUCAUUCAACAGAUGCCCGAAGUCAUCAGGAUCCAGCCUGAGAAGAAACCUGGAACACCUCCUCCAGCUCUAGCACCUGCACCCUCUUCGCCAACCCCACGGCCGCCCAGCCCUCCUCCAGCCAAAGUGGUGGCCACACCCCCACCCCCCUCCAUAAACAUUCCACGCUUCUACUUCCCCAAAGGCCUUCCAAACUGUGCAGCCAACUAUGAUGAGGCCAUUGCCAAAAUCGAGGCAGCCUUCACAGAGUUCGAGGAGGAGAAAGCUGACAUUUAUGAAAUGGGGAAGAUAGCAAAGGCAUGCGGGUGUCCCCUCUAUUGGAAAGCACCAAUGUUUAUUUGCGCUGGUGGAGAGAGGACAGGUUUUGUUUCUGUUCACUCAUUCAUUGCAACAUGGAGAAAGUUAUUACACAGCUGCUAUGAUGAUGCAUCCAAGUUUGUUUACUUGCUGGCCAAACCGGGCUGCAAUUACCUGGAACAAGAAGAUUUCAUCCCUCUGUUACAGGACAUCGUGGACACUCAUUCAGGGCUGACAUUUUUAAAAGAUGCACCUGAAUUCCAUUCCCGGUACAUCACAACAGUGAUUCAAAGAAUAUUUUACACAGUUAAUCGCUCUUGGACAGGCAAAAUCAACAUGACAGAGCUCAGGAGAAGCAACUUCCUCCAGACUCUCGCCUUGCUGGAAGAAGAGGAUGACAUCAAUCAAAUCACAGAUUAUUUCUCUUAUGAGCACUUCUAUGUCAUUUACUGUAAGUUCUGGGAGCUGGACGCUGACCAUGACCUCUUCAUUGACCCCAAGGAUCUGGCCAGGUACAACGACCAUGCCUCAUCAAGCAGAAUCAUUGAGAGGCUGUUCUCAGGAGCUGUCACAAGGGGAAACUCGGUGCAAAGAGAAGGACGAAUGAGCUAUGCUGAGUUUGUUUGGUUCCUCAUUUCAGAGGAGGACAAAAAGAAUCCCACAAGUGUAGAGUACUGGUUCCGCUGUAUGGAUAUGGAUGGAGAUGGUGUUCUGUCCAUGUUUGAAUUGGAGUUUUUCUAUGAGGAGCAGUGUGAGCGCAUGGAGGGCAUGGGCAUUGAACCACUGCCUUUCCAAGAUCUCCUGUGCCAGAUGCUGGACUUAGUUAAACCAGAAUGUCCAGGUAAAAUUACUCUUCGAGAUCUGAAGCGCUGCAGGAUGGCACAUAUAUUCUAUGACACAUUCUUCAAUCUGGAGAAGUACCUGGACCAUGAGCAGAGAGAUCCCUUUGCAGUGCAGAAGGAUUUGGAUAGUGAUGGUCCAGAGCCCUCAGACUGGGACAAGUAUGCUGCCGAAGAGUAUGAGAUUCUUGUGGCCGAGGAGACGGCCAAUGAACAGCUACGAGAGGGAUCUUUCGACGAUGAUUAUGAGUCCGAUGAGCUCACAGUCUCCACAGACAUUGGAAAUAAAAUGAAUAAGCUGGUCAUAUCUGAUUUAUCGGGAUAAUUUGCCAUUUUGGUCUACACACCAUGACGUUGUACGGAUAGCCACCUCGCCAUAUUUUCCCUCACGUGUCAAAAAGGGAAAACAUUUUUCUACAUUUCACGACAUUUGCGUGUGUGUGCAUGUGUGCAAUAGAACUAAUUCUAAAACCAAAAGGCUUCAGACACCCACAAAAAGGCUUUAUGUGCAAUAUGUCUUAACAUGUAAAUGUAAAAUCAUUGUUUUUCACUCUUACCGAUAGUCACAUCCACUCCCCUCAAACUAAACUGCCGGCUGGUUCCAUCCACCCUUCACAAAGACUUUGAUGUGAAACAAAAGACUUUUUAUUAACUUUAGAAAGAGUUUAGAAUGUGCUUUAAUGUGAGUGAAUCUAUAUAUAAUACUGCCAUAUAUUUUUAAAGGGUGGGGAGGGAAAAAAGAGAGACUUUAUACUUGUGUAGCACGUAACUCACAGAAAAUUGUCCUCUCGGACUGAAUCAGAUGUUUUAGUCAUGAGAUCAGCACAUAUCCUGUGCUAUGCUGUGUUGCACAUUAUGUUUAAGGGAUAUGGCAACGGUGCAAACGUAUUGCUCCCAGUGGUCACUGAUGGUAUUGCAUGUUGUUGCUUAAAAAAAAAAAAAAAAGAAUUUGUGACUUUUACAGUGUUUGAACUUACCUACAGACAUCGAGCCUCCAUUGACAUAUUUCCAGACGAACUGACCAGGACAAUCUUAGACUUGAAAGUGCUUUUUGGAAAUGUCCUUUCUCAGCUAUUAUAAUAUGUUUUUAUCUGGAGUUGAAAUGGUCAUAUCUUUUUCAAGAAAUGUAAACAUUAAAUAUAUAUAUAUAAAUUCAUCAUGCUUUUCAUCCUCAGUGUACAGAGACAUUUGUCCCAUACCAUUUUGUGUAUGUAUUUAAUUCACCUGUAAUCAUGUAAAGAGAGCUGUAAAGCACUAUUUAUUUGGUGUAACUCACUGUUUAAGAUUAUACAGAAGAUCACAGUCCUUCUGACCCCUGGUUGACCACUCAAUCAAGCCAACAUUCAAUCCACACAGAAUUCAGUGCUCAUGUACCAUCUUCUGUUAACUCAUGUUUUCAAAUUUAAAGUGAAGCAUGCAGUGUACAACAGAUUGCAAUUGCAAAAAUAACCAUUGGUCAGUCAAACAGAUAGUCCCACCUAAACACACAGCAUUGGGUUCAAAGCACCACAGAGCAAUAGUGUUUACAGGGAUAUCAACUUGUUCUUGCUUAUAGUUCUUUACCAUUAAACUGGGAUUGGAGAAAGUAUUUGUUAACUAUCCAAAAUGACACAGUUCAGCUUUAACGAGUGACUGUCUCUUCGUGCUGGCCAGCCUGAUUAGUGUUUUACAAAUGUCUCUCUGUGUGCUUGAUGGCCAAACCUCCCUCUACUCCAUCACACUCUUUGGUUUAUGUAAUUAGUGUAAUAUAUUUAUAUAUGUGAAGUGGUUUUGUUUGUUUUUGCUUGGCUAGCCAUUUUCCUGGUUUCCUCUAGUCUAGCUGUUUUUUGACAUAGGACAUUUAUUUUAUAUAGCCACUGUAAAUGUCUUUGUAUUUUAUUUUUCCCAUGUGAUUGACUCUGCCACUGAGUGGUAGGGAAUGUUUAAAUUAUGAUAUAUCUCUAACUGCCAGUGUUAUAUAAUGUGCAUUAAGCUGAGUGGGCAGGGGCUUCAUGAAGGAAUUCAAUAUGAAUUCACUGACAGGUGACAAUCAACUGGACUUGUUCCUGCGGUUAAUGACAUGCAAGUAGCACUUCUUAGAAAAACAAAACAGAGCAAUACAACUGCUGUAGUGUGAUACACUUUUAUCAGGACUAUUAGACAUUGAGAUAAAAACGCAAAGCUGAAACUAAACUUGACUAAUGCUACAAUCCUGGUUCAUUUUCAACACUAGCACAUUGAGCGCUAUGCAAAUCUGAUCUUCUGGACAGCUAUUGGCAGCUACAGAAGCUGUAAACAACAAAACGUGUUAGUGUGCAACUUUUUAUCUUUUUUUUGAGUUUUAUAACUUUCCAUGUGUUCUUUUUGUCUUUUGGACUUGAUAUGUCUUGCUUGCAGGCGGUGAAAGACGGGACUUAAGUAGUGUGAUCUCUUAAGUGCUCUGAUGAGAUGGCUCUGGUGUUCGCAUGAAUUUUCCCUCUUUUUUUUUUCUUUUGGAAAAUUAUGAAAAUAAAUAAAAAUGUUAAUUCAU